This is a messenger RNA of Pteropus alecto (black flying fox), 2199 nucleotides long. It is a transcript of the gene AP1M1, whose product is annotated as adaptor related protein complex 1 subunit mu 1. Gene Ontology annotation, biological process: intracellular protein transport; vesicle-mediated transport. The transcript has 12 exons. Gene Ontology annotation, molecular function: clathrin-cargo adaptor activity. The coding region runs from base 163 to 1434 and encodes 423 amino acids. Lineage: Eukaryota; Metazoa; Chordata; Mammalia; Chiroptera; Pteropodidae. The record is from RefSeq and is a predicted model, not a curated record. Gene Ontology annotation, cellular component: clathrin adaptor complex; clathrin-coated vesicle.
UCACAGCUCCUCUUUCGACCGGACAUAACGGUCCGCGCGCGGCUCCGCGGCCCGGAAGUGGAGGCGAACCGUCGUGGGGCGUGCCCGGCCUUCCCCAACGCCCGGCAAUCCCCGCCGUCGCCGCUGCCGCCUCGGCCCCUGCCGGGGCUUCCCGCAGCCGCCAUGUCCGCCAGUGCCGUCUACGUGCUGGACCUGAAGGGCAAGGUGCUCAUCUGCCGGAACUACCGCGGUGAUGUGGACAUGUCAGAAGUGGAACACUUCAUGCCCAUCCUGAUGGAGAAGGAGGAGGAGGGGAUGCUGUCGCCCAUCCUGGCCCAUGGCGGGGUCCGCUUUAUGUGGAUCAAGCACAACAACCUGUAUCUGGUCGCCACCUCCAAGAAGAACGCGUGCGUGUCACUGGUGUUCUCCUUCCUCUAUAAGGUGGUGCAGGUAUUUUCAGAGUACUUCAAGGAGCUGGAGGAGGAGAGCAUCCGCGACAACUUUGUCAUCAUCUAUGAGCUGCUGGAUGAGCUCAUGGACUUCGGCUACCCCCAGACCACAGACAGCAAGAUUCUACAGGAGUACAUCACUCAGGAAGGCCACAAACUGGAAACGGGGGCCCCGCGGCCCCCAGCCACUGUCACCAACGCAGUGUCCUGGCGGUCCGAAGGCAUCAAGUACCGGAAGAACGAGGUGUUCUUGGAUGUCAUCGAGUCAGUCAACCUCUUGGUCAGCGCCAAUGGCAACGUCCUGCGCAGUGAGAUUGUGGGCUCCAUCAAGAUGCGGGUCUUCCUCUCUGGCAUGCCCGAGCUGCGCCUGGGCCUCAACGAUAAGGUCCUCUUCGACAACACGGGCCGAGGCAAAAGCAAGUCAGUGGAGCUGGAGGAUGUGAAGUUCCACCAGUGCGUGCGGCUGUCCCGCUUCGAGAACGACCGCACCAUCUCCUUCAUCCCCCCCGACGGCGAGUUCGAGCUCAUGUCCUACCGUCUCAACACCCACGUCAAGCCCUUGAUAUGGAUCGAGUCGGUGAUUGAAAAGCAUUCCCACAGCCGCAUCGAGUACAUGAUCAAGGCCAAGAGCCAGUUCAAGCGGCGGUCAACGGCCAACAACGUGGAGAUCCACAUCCCUGUGCCCAAUGACGCCGACUCGCCCAAGUUCAAGACAACAGUGGGGAGCGUCAAGUGGGUCCCUGAAAACAGCGAGAUCGUGUGGUCCAUCAAGUCUUUCCCGGGCGGCAAGGAGUACCUGAUGCGGGCCCACUUUGGCCUGCCCAGCGUGGAGGCUGAGGACAAGGAGGGCAAGCCCCCUAUCAGCGUCAAAUUCGAGAUCCCCUACUUCACUACCUCUGGCAUUCAGGUACGCUACCUGAAGAUCAUCGAGAAGAGUGGCUACCAGGCCCUGCCCUGGGUCCGUUACAUCACUCAGAACGGAGAUUACCAGCUCCGGACCCAGUGAGGGGACAGUACCCCAGCUCUGGCAUGGGGGCUCCUGGUGGAAGCACUGGGAGGAAGGCCUGCCAAGCCCACCGGAAGGAGGAGGGCACCCCGACACCAGCCACCCUCCCAGCCCUGCUGGGAGACUCCUCCUCCAGGCACACCUGUUCUUUCAUCACCACUUGUCGCCAAAGCCCCUUCUCCCAGAAGAGGCUCGUCUUCCAGAUGUCCUGUCUCUGCCCCGAGUCAGUCUGGGGAAAAGGAAGUAGAAUCUUUCCCCCAGUGGUCACGUGCAGCCUCUGGGCUGUUUACCUCCCAGGCACCAAAAAAGGUCGGGAGACACUUGCCAGGCUGCAGCAGGGCCGCCGCCCCGUUCUGCUGACCGUUUAUGAAGCUCCGGGGUUUCAUCUUCUUUCAUUGCUGUUUGUGUGAACCUCACUGUCUGCGCCUCCUGCCCCUCAUCUUGAAGCUUUCGGGCAGCACUUAGGACAGGGUACCCCCUGUUCCUUGACCUCCUCCCACAGUGUGUUGCUCUCCACAUGGGGCCAAAACCCAGCACUUUGGCCCCUUGAGGGCUCCUGGCCUGGACCCAUAGGCUUUGACAAGGCACAUCCCCAGGGCCAGCCUGUGCCACGUGAUGUUGUCACGCAGCCACAUCUGAUGAGGUGGGUGUAGUGAGGGCCGCUGGCCUUGGAGGGUGGGGGGCAUGGGUCAUCCGCAUCUGUGCUUGGUUACCCCCAUCUGUGUUCAUGUCACGAUUACAUUAAAUUUCAUGAAUUAAACCCAC